Messenger RNA from Ciona intestinalis (vase tunicate), 997 nucleotides. NCBI's taxonomy places the organism in Eukaryota, Metazoa, Chordata, Ascidiacea, Phlebobranchia, Cionidae. The record is from RefSeq and is a predicted model, not a curated record.
AUGAAUGGCACAGUUCAGUUUUGCCUAAUGAGAUGGAAUAAUAUUAGAAGUACAUAUGCUCGAAAACAUAAGAAAAGUACAGAAGUACCAAGUGGAUCAGCUUCUCAAGCACCGGAAACAUGGCCCUAUUUUAAGCAACUACACUUUUUAGACAGCUACAUAAAACACAGAAGAACCAAAGAUAAUUUUCUAAUUAAUGAAGAAGCUCACAGCUCAGCAACAAACAUUACUCAAUGUGAAAGCCCUGCUGUUGAACUGGAAGAUGAUAUGACCUUUUUACUAGACUCAGAGCCAGCAGAUAGCCCACAAACAGUUAUGUCCACUGAAACAGAGCCUUCUAAGAAACGACAAAAAAAAUCAACUGAUAGUAGUUUUGAAAUUCAGAGUCAAAUGCUCAACGUACUUCAAAAGUCAAGCAAUAGAUUGGAAAAUUUAAGUACCCCAUCUACACUCGACAAAUUUGACCACUUUGCAGCAUUCGUGGCAUCAGAGUUGAGGAGCAAACCACCAAAUAUUGUUGCAGUUUACAUACUGCAAAUUACAAAUAUACUCUAUUCCGACAUUACACCAGUUACAACUGAGUCGUUGUAACUGUUAACAUUCUAUGCACUUUAAUUGUUCACUUCUUUUUCAUUACCACUUGGUGCUUUUUCACCGCCAGUAUGCUGAUAUACUUUAGCACUGUUAUUUAGUUUUUCAAUUGUUUGACUUUUAUAGUUCAUUAUUUUUCAGUGUUGGUACCUAUUUUAUACUUCUACCUAAGUUUUUUUUGUAUGGUUACUUUUAUUUUAUACAUACACAUGUUUUAGUUGCAGUACUUUUAUUUUAUACGUACACAUGUUUUCAGUUUCAGUACUAUUAUUUUAUACCUUCACAUCUUCUUCAAUUCUGUGUUUUUACACAAAAAUAAAACGUAAAACUAAAUGUUAUGUUGUGAUUAUUUGCAAGUAGUAGUGUCUGCUUUGACUUAGGGUUGAACAUGUAUGAAAUAGUCAGU